This is a messenger RNA of Chlamydomonas reinhardtii, 21386 nucleotides long. RefSeq lists its product as uncharacterized. Bases 270 to 20831 code for a protein of 6853 amino acids. The record is from RefSeq and is a predicted model, not a curated record. Gene Ontology annotation, cellular component: extrinsic component of membrane; membrane. The transcript has 60 exons. Lineage: Eukaryota; Viridiplantae; Chlorophyta; Chlorophyceae; Chlamydomonadales; Chlamydomonadaceae. Gene Ontology annotation, biological process: protein retention in Golgi apparatus; protein targeting to vacuole.
CUCAAUCAAGAACCUCAAGCAUGUUAUACAGAACUUGACCAAAGCUAGGAUUAUGCGCGGGUGCUCGGGUCUGUUGCGGGGGCCCAGACUUGCAUGUGGGCGAGCGCAAAACCCUCGCUUGCAUGCACUCUGGCUGCAGUUGACAUCCAGGUCGGACGUGGCUGAAUGGGCAUUAUUGAGCUAGUUUUAGGCUAUUUCUUAUAUGCAACAAACUAUGCCAACACGCGAGAUGCAGACACUGGGCGCCUAGCGGAAAAUUUGACACAAACAUGUUUGAAUCCCAGGUUGCGUACUACUUGGAUAGAUAUUUAGGUCGCUAUGUCGCAGGUCUGGACGCAGCUGCAUUACGGAUUUCGGUCUGGAGUGGCGAUGUCGUUCUCACCAACCUUGCGUUGAAGCCGGAGGCCCUCGAGGAAUUGGGGCUGCCUGUUGCCGUUGUUUCUGGCGUCCUUGGGAAGCUAACGCUCAAAGUGCCAUGGAGCGCGCUGGGUCGGCAGCCGGUGGUUGUGGAGCUGGACCGCAUCUACGUGCUGCUGCGGCCCAAGGCCCGCACCAGCGCCACGGGGGAGGCAUGCAUGGACGUGGCCCAGUACGAGGCGGCUGUGACCGCUGCCGAGCUGGAGGAGAAGCGGCGGCGUGUGCUGGAGGCGGAGAGCAGCUGGCUGCAGGAGCUGGAGGCGAAGCUGAACGCGAAGCUGCAGCAGGACAAGAAGGGGUCUGGCGGCACGGCUGGCAGUAGCAGCAGUGGCGGCCUGUUUAACUUUCAGGCCAUGGCGCACACCAUCCUGGGCAACCUGCAGCUUCGGCUCAGCAACAUCCACAUCCGGUACGAGGACACCGAGCGGCUGCCCGGCGGCGUGCCGCUGGCGGUGGGGCUGACACUGGGGGAGGUGGCGGCGCACACGGUAGACGAGGCGGGGCGGGAGGCCUUCGUGACGGAGCACGUGCUCAGCCUCAUGCGGAAGGCGGUGGUGUUGCGCCAGCUGGCCGUCUACUUCGACGUAGGGCUGCCGCUGCUGCGCCCGCCGCGCGGCGGCGGCGUGUGGAGCGGCGCAGUCGCCGCCGCCCUCACGCCCGCCGAGUGGGAUGCGCUGUUCCUGCCCGCCCACCACCUGCCGCCGCUGCCGCCGCCGCCGUCCUCGGCGUCGUCGUCGUCAGCAUUGCCACCACCGGGGGCUGCUACAGCCCCCGCAGGGGCUGCUACAGCCGCCGCGCCUGCGGGGCCGGCGGGGGUUGUGCCGUACGGCCGGCCGCUGUACGACCACCACCACCUGGUACUGCCCAUCUCCGGUCGCAUGACGUACAUCCACAGGUCUGCAGCGCAUGCCAAGGACCCGUCCGUGCCGCGCACGGAGGUGCGGGUCACCAUUGACGCAGUGUCGCUGGCCUUGAGUGCCCCCCAGUACGGCAGCACACUGGCGCUGCUGGACGCACUGGACGCCUCAGCCGCUAACGCGCCGUACAGCCGCAUGCGGCCGCCCGGCCGCCCGGGGGCAGGCCCGGCCGCCGCGCGGCUGUGGUGGCGCUACGCCUUCCUGGCGGUGCGCAAGCAGCGCCGCCGGCUGGGCGAGGCGCACGUGGGCUGGGGCCAGCUGCGUGCCGCCUGCCUCCUGCGCAGGGCCUACGUGCCCGCAUACGCGCGGCUGCUGGCGGCGGGUGGCGCGCUGGGCGGCGACGCGGCGAUUGCGGGCCUGGACGCACAGCUGCCCGAGCCAACCAUACUGCUGUUCAGGCGUAUGGCACACGCCAAGCUCAAGUCGGAGCAGCCCAAGGCAGCAGCAACUGCCGCGGGUGGCAGUAGCACCGCCGCCCGCAGCGGCAGUAGCGCGUCGCUACAGGCCGCCAAAGCCGCAAAGGCGGCGGCCGGCGGCGGCAGUAGCCGCACCUGGUCGGCCUGGCUCUGGGGGAGUAGCAGUAGCGGCAGUAGCAGCACCGCCGCGGCCGGCAGUAGCGCUGGCGGUGCCGAGGGGUCGUCUCCUGCUGCGGCUGUAGCAGCCCCGGGGGCCGUGGUGGUGGGCGCGGGGGCGGAUGCGGACGGGUCACUCACGGCUGAGGAGUGGAAGAAACUGGAGGAGCUGCUGGGUGGCCAGGACGCCGAGGGGGAGGGAGUCCUGGACUCCGCCGCCGCCGCCACAGACGCAGCCAACCCGCACGCGCUGCUUGCGGCUGUAGCUGUAGAGGUGGCUACUGCGUCUCUGGAGCUACGGGGCGGCAGUAGCAGCAGCAGUAGCAGCAUGGCCGGCAGUGCCGCUGGGGCGGGGCUGGCUAUAGCGCCGCCGCCGCCAGUGUUGCUGGUAGCGGCAAUGAAGGGCGUGUCGGCUGGCGUACAGCAGUACCCUAGGACACACAGCCUCAACCUGCAGGUACAGGAGACGUGCGUGGACGCUCCCGGCCGAGGGGAGCUGCUGCGUGCGAUGCCCAUGUCGGCGCAGCACGCGGCGCACGACGGCGGCCACGUGCACGCGGCUGCGGCGGCGGCUCAUACGAACCCGCCGGCCUCGCUCCUGCUGGAUGUCACCCUGGCGCCGCAGGAUGGCAGUGCCGAUGCGGUGGUGUGUGUUCACCUGGCUCCCAGCUACAUCACAGCCGACGCCGCCGCCGUCCGGCCCCUCCUGGACUUCUUCACCGCCCCCACCUUCCAGCAACAGCAGCAGCAGCUGCAGCCGGGCGGCGGCAGCGGCGGCGGUAGCGGCAGUAGCGGCAUGGCUGGCGCUGGCGGCGCGCUGGCGGCGCAGGCGGCGGCGCAGGCGCAGCAGCUGCAGCGGGAGGCGGCGCGGCGGCUGGCUGGCCUGUCACAGGAGCGGCCGCGCCUGAAGCUGUCCGUGGUGCUUCACGCGCCCAAAGUGGCGGUGCCGGAUGGCAAGGGCCGCACCACGCUACUGCUAGACCUGGGCUGCCUCACGCUCUCCAGCAGAAGCGGCAGUAGCAGCAGCAAAGAGGGGCAGCAGGGAUUGCAUGACGAGGAGGAACAGGAGGAGGAGGAGCCGGGCCUGUACCAGGGCUUUGCCCUCGAGCUCGACCACGUCGCGGCCUCACUACUUGACGGCAGUAGCAGUGGCAGUAGCAGCGGCAGCACCGGGUUCCGAUGGGCAGACCUGCAGGCGAUGCAGGCGGCUGGGGAGGGGCCGCAGGGGCGGGGUGGGCAGCAACGGGCGCCGCACCUGGUGCCGCUGCUGUCGCGGUUCGGCCUCAAGGCGGCGCUGCAAGUCGCCAACUGGGCGCACGAGCGCCUGCCGCAGGCACGCAUGCGGCUGCGGGCCUCCCCACUGGAGCUCCACGUCAGCCCCUUCCGCCUGCAUCGGCUGCUGGGCAUCACCGCCGCGUUGCAGCAACUGGCGGCCGUUGGCGGCGGCGGCGGCGGCGGCGGCGGCGUUGCGGCGGCGCCCGGCGCUGCUACUGCUCCUGCUGCUACUGCAGCGGGUGCAGAGGCGCAGGCAGCAGGCCUGUUGGCGGGCUCCUUGAGCGCCGCGGCUGAGCCGGCGUGGUUGUCGGGAGCGGAGUAUCAGACCCUGGCUCAGGUGCUGACGUGGGAUGCACUGGGCGGCCUGGGGUCGCACUGGCGGCGGCGCCGGCUGGUGGUGUGGCGCGGGCGGCUGCUCGUGAUGACCGCUACUGCUGACACCAGCAGGCCGGCUGGGGCCAACACGCUGAUAGACAGCAGGACGUUCUGGCGCGGCUGGCGGCUGGUGGCGGUGCCGCCGCACGCCGUGUCCGGUGCGGAGCACGUAUUGGCGCUGGUCCCCCUGAACGGCGGCGGCGGCGCAGCAGCCCGCGGCGGCGGUGCAGGUGCAGGUGGUGGCGGCGGCGGAACCAGAGCGGGAGGCGGCGGUGCUGCCAGCAGGGCGGUGGUUCGGCCUCAGGACGCGCCCACGCACCCCGAGGCGCUGGUGGUGCGGCUGCCGGAUGCGGCAGGGCUGGCGGCGCUGCGGGCCGCGAUGCGGCAGUCCGCGGCAGCGGCCGAGGCGGUUGCAGAGGAGCUCCCUGUCGGUCAUGGCGCAAUCGACGACGACUCCAGCAGCGGCGGCUUCGGCAGCAGCAGCGACGCCGGCAGCGAUGACGACGCGGCGGCUGCAGAGGCUGCUGCGUCCAAGAAAGCGGCAGAAGCCCAGAGCAAGCAGCAGCAACAGAAGCAAGUCGCCGGGCAGGGCACCGCAAGGGAGCUGUUCCAGCUCCGUGGGGCGCUGCCCGAGCUCACGCUCCGGCUCAGCGGGCGGCCCGCCCGCUCUUGGAGAACCGUGUGCGCUGUGGCCACAGCUGCUACUGCCAUGGCCGCUGGCGCAACUGCUACUGCUACGGCUGACGAGGCCACGGCGGCGGAGGCUGGCGGUGGCGGUGACGCAGGCGUGCCAGAGCCGGGCGACGCCGCGGCUGCAGCCGCUACUGCCGCUGUGGCACCCUCUGCUGAGGACGCUGGUGCAGCUGCUGGCGAUGAUGCAAACGAGGAUGGUGAUGACGACUUCAGGAGCGUGUGUAGUCUUGACUCAGACGACGACGAGGAGCAGCAGGAGGAGGAGGAGGACGGUAGCGGAGGGCUCCGCAGUGCCAUCGAUCCCGUGCCGUUGGCGGUUGAGGUGCCGCUGCUGACUGUGCGCCUGCGGCAUGCCAGCGUGGCACUGGGGUUCCGCAACGACCGCCUGACCGCCGACGUCGCCAUGGCCUCCCUGCUGUGUGACGACGAGCUGUGCGGCGGCAGUAGCAGCAGCAGCAGCAGCAGCGGUGGCAGUAGCAGCAGCGGCGGCGACGCCGGCAGUAGCAGCAGGGUUGGGGGCCUGGGGCCUGCCUUCGCCGUGCUCGCCACCAGCGGCGGCGGCGGCGGCGGCGCCGGGGUGGUCCAUGCAGGUAUCGGCGCCGGGGUGGUCCAUGCAGGUAUCGGCGCCGCUGGUCAACCGGACGGGGCGGCGGCUGCGCCGCUUGCUCGGCUGCGCUUCACACAGCACCUGCAAAGCACGCCCAGCUCUGAGCAGCCGGAGGCCGACACAGAGCUGGGCCUGGAGGUGGCGGCGAUGGACCUGCGCUGUCACCGCCCCACAGUGGCAGCCCUGAUGGGGCUGGGAACGGACAUGGCAGCCGCGGCCGCGGCCCUCAGCCCCACGCCUGCUGCGGCCGCACAUGCUGCGCCUGCCAGUGCUGCAGGUCUUGCCAGCAGUGCUGCAGGGUCUGUUGCUACUGCGCCCGACGGACCGCAGCAGACCGGCGGAGACCUGCUGGGAGAUGAGUGGGUUGCGGAUCCGCUGUCGACGAAAACAACGACCUCGGGCCUCGCCACUGGCGCGGCUGGCAGUAGCCACCGCCAGCACGGGGCUGCUGCUACAGCCGGGGGGCCGGCCGGCGAGGAAACCAGCGCGAUCGUGUGCUACCGCGGCCUUGCUGCCGGCGCCGGCAGUGGCAGUGGCAGUGCCGCUGCCGCAGCUGCAGCACCUGCAACUGCUACAGCUGCUGCAGCAGCAGGCGGGCGCGCGCUCGUGAAGAUGCACGUGGUCAUGCAGCGACUGCAGCUGACUCUGCCGUAUGAAAUGGAGGAGCCGCCGGCGGCUGUAGCUGCAGCGGUUGUGGCUGUAGCUGGUGGCGGCGGUGCCGGCGGCGCUCGUGCUGGGGAAGUGGCGGCGCGAGUGUUUGCGGUCGCUGCAAUUGAAGCCUUCGUGAUGGACCUAGCCGUGCGCCCCGGCGGCCUGCAGCUGGACGCCUCACUAGGCAACAUCACGGCCGAAUACGGAGCGCUGCCUGCCGGCCACCCCAACCGCACCCUGCUUACCGUCCGGCAGCCGCCAGGUGCGGUUGCGGCGGGUUCGGAGGCGGGUGGCGGCGGCGGGGGCGGCGGCAGCGACGCGGCGCUGCUGCAAGUCACAUUCAGGAUGCACUCGCGUGAGGAGUCGCUGCACGAGCCGCGUGUGCCGAACGGCGUGGACUACAGCUCGCUGUCCGCGCGGCUGCGGUCCGUCAACGUCACACUCAUGAACCGAUUCUUGUUGGAGCUACAGACCUACACCACGGGCCUCUUGGAUCUACAGCCCAAGGCGCGGUCGCCGCCUCCCACACCGGCUGCGGCGGCCGCCGCGUCCGCCGGGGCCAGUCAGAAGCUACAGCCGCAGCCCCAGGCGGCGGCGGUGGCAGUAGCAGAACUGCAGCAGGCGCCGUUCAUACUUCUGCUUGACGUGUUGUUGGAGUCCCCCGUGGUCAGUGUGCCGCAGUACAGUCUCUACAGACGCAGCAGUAGCAGCACUGGCAACAGCAGCAGCGCUGGUGCGGCAGUAGCAGCAGCAGUAGCGGCAGCGGCACCGGUGCCGGGGCUGGAGGCGUGGUUGGGGCGGCUGCAGCUGAGCACCACGGCUGUAGCAUGGCGUGACGUGGUGGCUGGCGGAGAGGAACGCACCGCUACUGCCACUGCUACUGCCGGCGGCUUUGAUCUGCUCGGCGGCGGCGGCGGCGCUACAACGCCGGCUGGCGGAAGGAGUGGGAGGCGGCAGGUACUCAUGGAUGAGAUUCAGGUCGCCAUCACGGAUGUCAGCCUCAUGGCCCGCGGCGGCCCCUCCGGAUGCCGAGACACCAACAUGAUCCAAGACCUGGGCCCAACCGGCAUGCGCGUCGCGCUGCGCCGCCCCCUGGCUGCCCGGCUGCUACUGCCGCCGUCACCUCCUGCUGCUGCUACAGCCGGAGCUCCUGCAAACGACGCCGCAUCUGCUGCUUCUGCUUCUGCUUCUGCUUCUGCUGCAGCUGCCGCUACUGCGGAGCUGCUGCCAGACGCGUCGCUGCCGCCCAUACAGGUGGCGGUGUCGCUGCCGCGGGUGGUGGCGUGCGUGGGUGAGCGCGAGUACACGCACGCGCUGGCGGUGCUGGCGGAGAACUUCAGCGAGACCCUUGGCGGCGGCGGCGGAGGUGGCGGCGGCGUGGACCCUGUGGGUGAUCUGUUUGUACGGCGGCGGCUGUACGACAAGUACGGUGCCAGCCGCCGCCGCCCGCCGCCGCCACCACCCGCCGCCGCCGCGAACAAAACCGCGGGAUCGGCUGCUGGCGCCGCCAGUAGCGCAUUCGGCGACGGCGGCGGCUCCGCCGUCAGCGCGCGGCCGCCGCCCCUUGACUUCCGUCUCAGCACGCGCGCCGCGAUGGCGCUGCUCAGCCCGGAGGCCGACGCCUGUGCCGUUCAGGUUACGGUUUCCAUCGGCCUGGCUGCGCUGACGCUGCUCGUCCCAGAGGUUGAGGGCGGCGCCGUACUGCGGCCGUUGGCGGCGGUUGCCGUACGCGACCUCUGGGCAGGAUACUACGCCACGUCUGGUGGCUCCAUGUUUCUGAGCCUGGCCCUGCCCAGCGCGACCAUCGAGGACGCCAGACCAGGCGUGCUACCAGACCAGAGGCUGGUGCUGUCUACGUCAGUUGCUGGUGUGGGCGCCUCCUCCGGAGCGGUUGGAAUGGGUGAGGCGCAGCCGGCGACGCCUUCAGCCGCGAGCGCCUCCUCUGCAGAGGCUCCCUGGGCGCCGGCACAGAUGACGCAGCACCCACAGUCGGCGGGAGAAGGCGGCGCCCCCAACCCAUCCCUGCUAGUGGUGGAGUUCCGGUCCAUUGCCGCUGCUGCUACAGCUGCUACAGCCGCGGCGGCUGCAGCCUCGCCCGGAUCCACGGCAGCAGCCAAGCCGCGGCUGCCCUCCAUCGGGAUACGGAUCCGGGUGCAGCAGCCGCAGAUGGUUCUGGAUCUGCUGCUGCUACAGCGCCUCAUCAACUUCGCAGCCGGCGGCCCCGUACUGCAGGGUGCCGUACCACGUGCGUUCGACGGGCGUGACGUACACGUGCCACUGGGCCACCCGGGGCCGCACUCGCCGUACACCGCACGUGGCGGCGCCGACCUCUGGCUCUGUCCCGAGGUGAGGCUGCUGGCGGAUGCGCCGGCGGCGCUUGCUACAGCCGGCAAAAGCAGCAGCAGCAUUGGCAGUGGCGGCGGUAAUGGCAGUGGCGACAGCAGCAGCGGCGGGCAGCCGCGUGUGCAUGUGUACGACGGCGGCGGGGGGCGGCUGGUGCUGCCGCCGGGACUGGCGGCGGCGGAGGCGCUGCCGCUGGUGGUGGUGGGCGCGGGCCGCACGCUGGUGCUGCGGAAUGUGCGGGUGAUCAACGCUGCAUCGCUGCCGGCGUGCCUGCAGUUGGGACCGGGCGCAAAGCUGGUUGCGCGAGAGGAGGACGGAGUCAAGAUGAUCGCAGGCGGCGGCAGUAGCAGCGUUGUGGCCUCAGCGGCGUCCAUGGCUGGCGGCGCGCGGCCGAGCUUGUACGGCGCGGCAGCGGCGGGUGCGGCAGCGGCGGCGGCGGCGGCAGCGGCGGGUGGGUCCGGAUCGGACGGUACAGGCAGUACGGCGGCAGCAGGGGCGGUGCUGCCGCCGUACAUGGAGUUGGCGGUUGACGUGGUGGGCGCAUCCGUACACGUGAUGGACUCGCCGGCGGGCGCCGAGGGUACAGCGUACGGCGGCGCCGGCGCCGGCGCCGGCGCCGGCCUGGCAACGGCCACGUCGCUUGCGGCGUCAGCGAGGAGUGGCAGCAGCGUCAGCGUGUCGGUCGUAGGUCGGUCCCGGGCGGGUGCGGCCAGGUCGUCGAGGUUUGCGCCGUCGCACCUCGGCUCGCGGCCGGCGGCCAUGGCGGCGCCGCUGGCGGGGCGCGGAGCCGCGACCAUGGCACCAGAUGAUGAUGAGGAGGAGGAUGAGCUUGACGAGGCGGCGACGGUCGGGCGCGGCGGCGGCGGUGGAUGGGGAGGCAGGCUGCGGCGGCGGCUGGUGAUCGCGGCGGACCUGUCCGCGUCGUGGCUGGCGGUGGGGGACAGCAAGCAGGAGGCGCGCGCCGCGCUGCGUGGGCUCAGUGUGCGGAUGCUGACGUCACUGCGCAGCAGCGGUGGUGGUGGCGGUGCUGGCGGUGGCGGUGGCGUUGACGCGUUUGGACUGCUGCGUGCACAGUCGAGGAACUCUCUGAGCGGAGCGGCUUUGCACCGCGCGCCCAGCAUCCCUGAAACCGCUAGCGGCUAUGGCGAUGGCACCACCACCGUCGUUGGCGGCCGUGGCGGCGGCGGCGGCGGGCUUGGCGGUGACGGCGGGGCUCUGGAUUCGGUGCUGAUGGAGGCGGCUGACAUCACACUGACGUACGAGCUGACGGUGGCUGAGAUGGCGCUGUCUGUGGACGCGGAUUCCGCGCUGCUGCUGCGCCUGACGCCGCAGGCCGCGGCGCUGCUGCUGCGGCUGCAGGCGCGGCUGCUGGCGCGCCUGAGCGUGCCGGCGCCCAAUCAGCCACUCAGCCGCUGCAGCCGCUACCAGCCCGUGUGCAGCCUGGCUACUGCCGCUACUGCUGCUGCUGGUGGCUGGAGCGGCGGCGGCGCGGUUCGCGGCGCUCGCGGUUUUGCCGGCUUGGGCACCCAGCCGACAGCGGGCGGCACAGCUGCGAAUCCAAGCACUGCCGCCGGCACCGGGCUAAACCUGCUGGACGGCUCGGAGCCCAGCGGAACGUCCGGCGGAUCCGGCGCUACAGCCGAUGCGCAACCCUUGGAUCCGGAACUGGAUCCGGAGGCGGCGGCACGUGGCCUGACCAUCUGGCGCCCUGUGGCUAGCUCAGGCUACGUGCCGCUGGGUGAUGUCAUCUGCCAGGGCAACGUCCGACCGUUGGAUUCGGUUGUGACUGCCAGCAUCAGCUCGGGCAUCAUCAGCUACCCGACGCGGUACGAGGCGGUUGGCAGUUGGUCGGUUGCGGGCGCCGAUCCGGAUAGCGCUGCUUAUGCCGUCGGCGAUGGCGGCGGUGUGAUUUCCAUCUGGCGGCCGGUGCCGCCGCCUGGGUAUGUGGCACUGGGCUUCGUCGGCGGCGCCGCCGGCUCAUCCGAGCCGCCGCCGCUGACGGCGGUUGGCUGCCUGGCGGCGGCGGCCGUGGUGGAGGGCUUCGCCGGUGAGUGCUUCGUACUGCCCCCAGAGUUUACGGCGGCGGCCGCCGCACCCGGUCACCUGGAUGUGGCUGCUGCAUCGGCGGCAGUUAGUGGAGGCGGCGGCGGCGGCAGCGGGACGGCGGUGACGGGCGGGUGCCGUGUGUGGCGGCUGCAGAACCAGGCAGCAACCUUCGUGGUGACAGGCCCUGGCCAACCACUUCCCGCUCCGGUUGACGUGUUUGAUCUCCGCAGUCCUCUGGGUGUCACGCCGGCAGCGCUCACGCCGCUGGGCAAACUCCAGCAGCUGUGGCGGGAGCGGAGCGAGCGGGAGGCGGCCGCCGCCGCCGCCGCAGCGGCCGCUGCCGCCACCAAGCUCGACGCCAGCGCCACCGCUGGCGCCGCUGGCACCACCCAGGCAGCAGCCACAGCGGCGGCGGCCGCAGCUGCUGCAGCACUGACGGUGCACAUGCGGCAGCCGCCGCCGCUGUCACAGCUCUGCCAACUCAGCUACCUGCGAGACCGAAGGGAGCUCCUGCGUCACGCGGCCCGGCGAGAGCUGCAGGCGCCGUGUGUGGAGUUCGGCCGGGUGUGGAGCGACAGGGCGCUGCACUCGCGACACAGCGGCCGCGGCCGCAUCAGCGUGUGGCGCCCGCGACCGCCGCCGGGGUAUGCGUACCUGGGUGACUGCGUAGUGGUCGGCGCCUACACGCCGCCGCCGGCCGUGUCCGUGUUGAGGGACGUCGUCACCCCACCGCUGCACGACCGCCGCGGCGGCGGCCGCACGGCGCUGUCGCCACUUGCGAAGCCCAUUGGGUUCGAAAAGGUCUGGGACAGCGGCGCCUUCCUGGUGUUGUGGCGCCCCAUGCCGCCCGACGGCUACGUGGCGCUCGGAGUGGUGGCGGGCGUGGGGCCCUACCCGCCCGUCACAGAAGCGGCAGCGCUGCGGGUGGUGCGGCAAGACCUCGUGGCGCCCGUGUCUGUGGCCGCCUCGCGACCCGACUGGAUGCUGCCCCCGCUGGGCAGCAACAACAGCGGCGGCGGUGGCACCGGCACCGGCGGCAGCAACGUGUACGGCUGGAUUCCGGACUACCGCACGGGCGCGUCCACCAUCGUGUGCCAGGCGGCGCUGCCGAGUGAGGGCACACGCCACGUGCCGAGACUUAACCUGGCGGCAGGCGACUGGCUGCCCGCGGCGGCCAUCAGCGGCGGCGGCGGCGGCGGCGGCGCGGCGCCCAGAGGCAAGGGCAAGGCGGCGCCGAGCUCGGACGCGCCCCUGCAGCGGCACGAGCUGCUGCGCCUGUCGGACGAGGGCGGCGAGGAGGAGGAAGAGGAGGAGGAAGAGGAGGAGGAGGCAGGGGAUGGGGAUGAGGAGGGGCGGGCAGGUGGCGCCGGCGCGGACGAGGACCCCGCGGCGGCGGCAGGGCCCUUCAGAGACUCGAGCCUGCGGCUGCGGCUGCGCCACCCCGCCGUGCUGCAGCUGUGUGCGCCCGGCGGCCGCCCGGUGCUGGAGCUGGAGGCGCGCGAUGGCCGCCUGGGCUGGGCCACACAGGGCCGAGACGCUAGCAGCGCCUACGCCUCGCUCAUCGCCAGCGCCUGGACCUGCAGCGGUGGCGGCGGCGUCCUGCCCGCCCGCGGCGGCGGCGGUGGCGGCGGCUGCUGGGAGCCGCUGCUGGAGCCGUGGCAGCUGAUGUUGAGAUGCGACGACUCGAGAUCCACGGGCGAGUGCGGCAGUCGGCGGCCCGGGACCUGGGUGAAGCUGACGUCCGCUCAGGAGACUGCCAAGGCGGUGUUGUGUCACAGCGGCCUGCAGCUGCUGCUGUCGGCGGUGCCGGCCUGGGUGGACGUGCUGGUCGGAGGGCCGGCCUUGUCUCCUGAGAGCGCACGCCGGCGCGCCGAGCAGGCGGCCAACGAGCUGACCGCCGUCACCGCCGCAGCCGGCGGUGGCGGCGGUGGCGGAGCCUGGCGCGGUGCCGGCCUGGGCCUCGGCGGCGCCGGUCCCGGCAGCCUGCUGGUCACCAACGCGCUCGGCACCGGCGUCACACUUCUUACGGAUGACAGUGAGCGCCAGUCCGUCACCGACGUGCCGCCAGACGCCGAGUGCGCCGCCGUCAGUCUGGCGGUUGGCAGUAGCAGUGGCAGCAGCAGUCACGGCAGUAGCAGCGGCAAGGGCGGCAUCAGCAGCGGCCGGCUUCAGGCGCUGGCAGCGGCUGUAGCACUGCGCCGCCAGCCGCGCAUGACGCUGGCGGCGCCCGCCGUGGCGCUGUACGUGGACGUGCUACAGCUCCUUGGUGCUGCAGCCGCCGGGGGUGCUACUGCCGCUGGCGCUGCAGCGGCUGCUGCUACUGCCGCAGCGGCGGUGCCGGCUUGGCUGGCGCGAGAGCUCGGCAAGGGCGGCGGCGAGGGCGGCGCGGCGGGCGGCGGCGGCUACUUGGUCGGAGUUCGUGUCAACGGCCCGGCGGCGGAGGGGCUGCCGGAGUCGGAGUGGGGCAUGGUCACGCGGGCGGUGCUACAGCCGCCGCCGCCGCCGCCUGACGGCUCGCCGGCGUCGUCGACCUCGGCUGUAGCACUGCCGGCGUGGCGGGAGCGCUUCCUGUUCAAGCUACCUGCCGACCUGAGUGCCGCCUUGCUACUGCCGCCCUACCUUGGCGGCAGCGGCAGCGGCGUUGGCGGCGGCAGUAGCACUGGGUACCACGCAUUUGCGGGCGUGCCGGUGCAGCUUGACGUGUCGCUGCUGGUUUCGGAGGGGGCGGGCGGGGGGGCGCCGCGUGUGGUGGCGGCUGGCACGUACCCGUUGCCGUACGACUGGCUGCUGAACCAGGUGCAGCGGCUGCUGCGCGGCAGUAGCACGAGCGGUGGCAGUAGCACUGGCGGCGGAGGCGGCAGUAGCAACGCUGGGGGUCCCGGGGGCCCAGGCCCAGUGUCGCAUGUGCAGCUCUUUCCAACUGGCGCCACGAGCGCAGUGUCAUUGUCAUUUUCUGGCGGCACCAGCGGCGGCGGCGCCGGCAGUAGCGUGGAACCGUGUGGACUGCAGCUGCAAGUGACACUCGACGAGCGGCAGGUGGAGACCAGCUGGAUCCCCUACCUCGCAUCCCGUCCGACAGCGGCCGGCGGCAACAACUUGCUACUGCUGCCGUCGCCAUCCAUGAGCAGUAGCAGCCUGGCGGCGGCAGCCGCUACAGCCGCGGCCGGCGGUGGCGAGGCGCCCACGGGUCCAGCCGAGGUGUUCGCGCGGGCUGCUGCGGCGCUGCGGCGGGGGCUGCGGCGCGGGCUGCAGCUGCAGGGCAGCAGUCACUGGGCGGCUGUAGCAGGCGAGGGGGCGGCAGUAGCAGCCGGCGCCGCAGGCGCUCUCAUCCCCGUUCGUGCGGGUCCGGGGCUGGUCAUCGAGCAGAGCCCCGGGCCGGGCGGGGCCGUGCUGGAGCUGCUGCGGUCGCGGGCGGUGGUGUUCAACUCCACGACUGUGCCGCUGGAGGUAGCGCUGGCGUUCCCCGCACACGGAGGUGCCGCAGCGGGAGCCGCGCUGGCGGGCGUGGCGGUGGAGAAGCCCGAGUUCGGCGCAGACGGCCAGGCGGUGCCGGUGGAGGAGCUGGUGUUUGAGAACGAGCGCUACCUGCCCCUGCGCGGCUGGAGCCCAGCCAACCUGCUAGCCACGGAGCGGCGGCGCUACAGCCGCGCCGGGCAGAGCUACAGCAUCUUCCCCAACGUGCCGCUGCCGCCGGGCUGGGAGUGGGAGGGUCCCUGGCACAUGGACAACAGCGGCCACGUGGACGCCCACGGCUGGUUCUACGCCACCACGUGGGUGAUGCUCAAGUACCCGCCGCCGCCCGAGCAGGGCCGCAUGAAGCGGAGCGACCUGGUCCGACGCCGCCGCUGGGUGCGCCGCAGGCGCUGGGUCGAGGGCGGCGGCCCCGCCGCCGCUACAGCCGCUGCCGCAGCCGGUGCUACAGCCGCGGGGGCCGGCGGCGAGGCUGUAGCGCGCAAGCUGCUGGGCAGUGUGGCGCCUGGCGAGCGGCUGCCGCUGCCGCUGGGCUGGGAGGCUGGCGGCUGCGAGCUACAGUUGCGGCCGCUGCUGCUCACAGCGGAUCCCGACCUGGACCUCGACCUAGAGGAGCAGGAGCGGCACGCGCAGCUGCUGCUAAUGGGCGACGUGGCAGCCGGCGGCGGCGCAGGCGGCGGCGCAGGCGGCGGCGCAGGCAGUGGCGCAGGCAGCGCGCCGCCGCCGCUGCUGUUGGAUGUGGAUGGGGGUGGGGUUGGGGGUGGGGAGGAGGGGGCGGCGGGGCCGCGGCGGCGACGUGACGUGGAGGCGUUUCACGGCUGGAGCGCGGGCCCGGGCGGCAGCGGCGACCCCGGUGUGCUCAUGACGCGUCUCGGCGACGGCGGCGCCCGACUGCUGUGCUGCAGGGUGGGGGCGGCGUCAGCUGACGAGCAGGCGGCGCUGCCGCCAGCGCACGGGUCAGCAGCAGCUGCCACUGCUCCCGGCGGCGCGUCCCGCUCCCUCUCUUCAUCAGUCACAGCGACCACGCUCCCACACGCAGCCGCUGCUGUUCCCGCGCCGGCUACGCAGCCUGCGUCAGCAGGAGGCAUGGCUGGCCAGCAUCAGCCGACACAGCAGGCACGGCCGCCGCCGCCGCCGCGUGUGGAACCAGACGUGGUGGAGCUGGUGCAUCAGAACCAGCGCUUCUGGCCGCUGAGCGGGUGGGGCCGGACACUCAAGACGGAGCGCAAAGCCUUCAGCCUGGCCGGCAACAGCUACGCCGACUUCCCCGAGGUGCCGCUGCCGCCCGGCUGGGAGUGGGUGGACACGUGGCAGGUGGACCUCACGGGACACGUGGACAACGAGGGCUGGUUUUACGCGGCUGACUGGCAACUGCUCAAUUACCCGCCCACGCCCGAGCAAGGCCGGCGCAAGACUCUUGAUUUCAUUCGGCGACGGCGCUGGAUCCGGCGCCGUCGCUGGGUGCCACCAGAGCCGGAGCCGACACCUGCGGCGCCGCCGCCACGGCUGCAGCCGCAACUGCCGCCGCCCUCGCCGUCGCCGCCCCCGCCACCUGCUCCCGCAGCUGCCUUCGACCUGCUAGGUGACGAGCUCCCAGUCGCCACCACAACUGCUGCAGCCUCCGGCCCGCUUGGUGCCGGCGGGGACCUUUUCGCGGGGCUUGACCUGCUGGGCGGCGAAGUGGAACGUGUUGCUGCACCGGCAACACCAUCCGCGCCCGCUCCUCUACAAGGGCAACAGCCGCGGACAAUCAGCUCCGCGGCAUUGCAUGGCGAGAAGCCCGCCGCCGCAGCAGCGGCGGCGGCGGCCGCGGCCGCGCCCGGUGGCGGCGUCGCAGCCGAGCAACCCUGCUGGCUGAGCGUCGCACUCGAGAGCGAGGUGCUGGCGGCGCCGCCAGAUGCCGAGGCUGUAGCAGCUGCUGCUACAGCCGGUGGCGGCGGCGGCGGUGGCAGUAGCAGCGGCAGCGCCGUCAGCGACACGCUGGUGGACUGGCGGUUGGUGGUGCGCCCGCCGCUGACGCUGCAGAACCUGCUGCCGCUGCCGUCACACUACAUCGUCUGGGAGGCGGCGGCGGCGGGCGGCCAGAUGCGGCUGCGGGCGCGUGGCAGUGUGGCCCCGGGAGAGGCGGCCGCUGUGUACUCAGUCGACAUGCGAAAGCUGCUGUAUCUGUCGUACGCGCCCGAGGGCUACGACUUCGGGGAGCCGGUGCUGCUGAGCGAGGGCUUCGCACGCAACGCGGCCGGCGUGUCAGGCGCGGCCGGCAAGGCGCGGCCGCUGCCCUCCAGCUUCCUGUGCUCGCCCGCCUGCUUCUCCACCGCCACCGGCUCCACGGCCGUCGGCCCCUCCCUCCAACUGGAGGUGCUCCGAGACGCCGACACCACCGCGGCGCCCGUCUCCUCCCUGGGUGUGGGCGCAAUGCCUGGCGGCGCCGCCGCCGCCACCCUGCCCGACCAGCCGGUUGCCACGUUGGUGUCUAAGGCGCCCCCCACGCUGAGUGAGGCCGCCGCCGCCGGCUACCCUCUGACGGUGUCGCUGCGGGUGCCGCUGUGGCUGGUGAACGCAACGCCGCUGCUGAUCAGCUGCGCGCUGCUGGCGCUGUGGGAGGCGCCGCCCGCGUCAGCCGCCCGGCUGGGAGAGGCGCCUCGCCCGCCCGCGCGCGUGCACGUGGUGGGCACGCAGGACCCGCGCCGCCUCACGCCGCCCAGCCAACCCCAUCAGGCCCUGCAGCCGCCGCCCGGAUCCCACGGCAUCCCCGUAAAGCCGCUAUCCACACAUCUGCUGUCGUACCCUCCGGGCGUCGUAGCGCCCAGCACCGAGGCGGAUGCCGGCGGCGGCGGCGGCGCCAUCGCCGCCGGAGUCCCGGCGGGCUCCACGACGUCAGAGGCGGCGCUGGUGCUGUCAGUGUGUGGCAGCCGCUGGUCUGAAAUGGUGGUCCUGCCGUCGCUGUCGCAGAGCGCUGAGGGCGGCGCUGACAGCAGCUCUGCCCCUGCUGGCGGGCUCGGCGCGGGCAGCAGCGUCCUCAUCCGCGCCCUCAGCGGCGACGGCAGCCGAAUGCUGGAGGUGGUUGUGAGGCUGGAGUCCGGGCUCGGCAGUAGCAGUACCAACAGCGGCGGCGCUGGGCUCGGCAGUAGCAGCAGGCUGGCGGCGCUGCGCGCCGCCGCCGGCUCGCUGCUACUGCGCGUGGAGCCGCACGUGACGGUUUGGAACACGAGCGGCUUCCCGCUGCUGCUGCUACAGCCGAGUGCGCUGCAGCCGCCGCCAAGCACAGGCGCCGCCGCUGCUGCUGCUGCUGCUGCUGUUGCUACAGCCGGCGGCGGCGGUGGGCAUCACGCCGACGGCGCGCGCUCCUUCUCGGCUGCAGAGCCGCACCUGCAGUCUGCCCAUGCGGAGAGGUCGGCGGCGUCUGUGCCGGGCGGGCCCACGCCCAUGCUUGGCAGUGAUGCGUCAGGCGGCGCGUUCGUGACGCCGCCGCCGCCGGCCCUCACGCUGGCUCUAGCCCCAGCAGGUAUCACCGCGGCAGCAGCAGGCCGCGCAGACGAUGCCGAGCCCGCAGGCGGCGCCCCCACCCCUGCCGAAGGCGCGAGCGUUCCGCUUCAUUGGGCCGCCGCCGCCGCCGAACGCCGCCACUUCUGCCUGGCGCUGCCAGCUGUACCCGGCGUCAGCGACGCGGCUCUGCGUGGCCUGCACCCGAGUGUCCUGUGGAGCGACCCCAUCACCUUCAACCCGGAGUCGUGUGUCGGCGGGACCGCAGGCGCCAGCAGUGUGUCCGCGGGUGCAGGUGGUGGUGGUGGCGGCGCGGGUGCGGCGGCGGCGGCCACGGCAGCGGCUGCGGCGGCGGCGGCGGCUGGCGGCUGGGUGCAGGAGGGGCAGGUGGCGCUGCCUGUGUGCUGUGUGGGCCGUCCGGGCACGAUGGCAGCAGACGAGGCCGCGGGGCGCCGCGCACGGCUGGCAGUGAGGCAGCUGCUGGCAGCUGUGGCCACCCUGGGCACUGGUGCUGGCGGCGGCGGCGGCGGCAUCUCGGCGGCGGGUGCGGCGGGCGCGCUGGAGGCACUGGCGGCGACUGCGGAGACCUCGGUGGUGCGCCUGGUCCGGCAGACGGAGGUCGGCUUGGUGGAGUUGCUGGCGGUGCUGCUGACGCUGCGGCUGGAGCAGCGCGCGCCGGGAUGCCUGCGCCUGAGCCUGUCCGGCCUCGGCGGCCAGCCCCGGCACACGCUGGCGAACGCCUCCCCCACACACCUGCACUGGCGGCUGCUCACCGGCGCAGCGGGAGCGGCGGCGGCAGCCGCGGCCGGCGCGCGGCAGUGGCAGGUGGCGGCGCCGUACAGUGCGCAGGCGGUGGUGCGGUGCGGCGGCGCGCUGGGAGCGGCAUGGCUGCGGCCACCCGAGGUGGAGGUGACGGCGGCCGCGGUGGACCCGGCAGCGGCCGCGGCAGGAGGAGCGCCGCCGCCAGGCUCGAUCCUGCGCCUGACGUUCGGCGGCGCGUCAGACGACGGCAGGGAGCCCGCGCCGCAUUCGCAAGCGGCGGCGGCGGCGGCAGUGCGGCUGGGCCUGGUACCUGUGCGGCCGCUGGCGUCCAAGUACCUGCUGGCGCAGGUAUCUGAGGCGUGUGACGCGCUUGUGCUCACCACCGCCGGCCCCGCACGCCUGCCCGGCAGCGGCCGACACGCCGAGACGCUGGGCGCCGGCCGCCCCGACAGCACCCUGCGUAUGGUGCCCCUGCUACUGCCCGCCGCCACCACCACAGCACCCGCAGCUGCUAAAGCCGCUACAGCCGCUACAGCUGCUACAGCAACCGCUGCAACAGCCGGCACAACCGCGCGCGGCGCGGCCUUCAGCGCGCCCGCUGCUACAGCCGCGCCCCAUGCCGCCGCCGCCGGUGCUACAGCCUCCACCGCUGAGCUGCUCGCCCAGGCUAUGAGCGCUCCGGGCGUGGGCCUGCUGGCGCCCACCGGCACGGCGGCGGCUGCUACAGCCGGCGGCGGCGGGGACGGCAGUAGCAGCAGCGGCGGCCUGCACGUGCGUUUGGAGCUGUAUCAGCUGGAGGUGGGGGUGGUGGACGCCAGGCCGGAGGAGGUGGCGCUGCUGACGCUGGGCGGCGUGCGGGUGGAUGUGGGCUCUGGCGCAUCAGCAGGCGGUGUGGAGUACCUGUGCGCGGCGGUGCGGGUGGACAGCCUGCAGCUGGACGACAUGACGCCGGGGGCAGCCCACCCCGUGGUGCUGCAGCAGCAGGGCCAGCAGGGGAGGCAGCAGCAGGGGCGGCAGCAGGGCGGGGGCGUGGACCCCGUGUUCAGCAUGGCGUACACAUGCCAGCCCGGGAAGCUGCGGCACGCGCUGCACUGCCCAACCAUCGUGGCACGCCUGCUGCCGCUGCGCGUGUCGGUGGGCGAGGCGCUGGUGUGGCGGCUGUGGGGCCUGGCCAGCUCACUCACACCGCCGGAGCUAGACCUGCCCGCCUCCGGCGCCGCCGACGUGCCGCUGGCUGUGGACCUGUUGGAGCUGGAGGACAUGCGGCUGGCGCUCAGCUUCCGACCCGACAGCGGCAGCAGGCCGCACUGGGCCAGCGGCUACCUGCAGCUGGGUCUGGAGCUGGCGCAGCUUGACAACAUGGACAUGCGGCUUAAGGGCGUACACAUGGAGGCGGCCCGCAUGAUGCAGUCGCAGCUGGUGCAGCUGGUGGGCAGCCUGGUACGGCAGCAGAUAGUGUCGUUGGGAGUUGCCGUGCUGCGCUCGCUACUGCGGCAGUACGGCGUGGUGGGCGGCCUGUCGCGCGUGCUGAGCGUGUCGAGCCGCGGCGCGUCGGCCCUCGUGCCGCGCCGUGCCGCGGGUGCUCUCAAGGUGGUGGGGGUGCUGGCGUCUCCCAUCACCAUGUUGGCGUGCGCCGCCGUGGGCGCCGCCACCUCGGCCGUUGGGGGAGGAGGAGGUGGUGGCGGUGGCGGCGGCGGUGGCGGUGGCGGUGGUGUGCAAGGGCGCGACGUUGGCCGGCGGCGCCUGCAGCGUGUUUGCUCUGGCGACCGCAUCGUGCGCCCCUUUGACGUCCACGGCGCCAUGGGCUCGGCACUGCUGGCGGCGCUCGCGGCCCGACCCAACGGAGCAACCCUGCGGCGGGAGCGAUACGAGGAACACUGGGUGCUUCAGAGCAAUAUAAUCCUCCUGCUCACGGACCGACGGAUCCUGGCCGUGCAAUCCCCGGAGUUCGCGGCACUGCACCACCGCGUGGUCUCGGGUGGCAGCGGCAGCGGCAAGGGGGAGGAGCCGGAGCAGCUGUCUUGGGUGCCGUGUGCAGACGCAUCCGUGUCUUGGCACCUGCCCUGGUCCGAGCUGCUCACAGCCGAGGUGGCCGCCUGGCACGACCCACAGACCGUUGCCAGCUGGGCUGUAGCAGCGCAACCCGGCGCCGCUGCUACAGCCGGCGCUGGGGCUGCUACAGCCGCCGGUGCCGGUGCCGGGGCGCGGCCGGCGGGCUCCGACACGCUGCUGCUGCACCGGCGCAGCCGCGGCCCUGAGGGGCGCGUGGUGUACACCGCACAUUGCUGGGCCAUGGCUUGCCCCGCGCCCGAGGUGCUCACGCGCCUGCUGGAGGUCUACCAUCGCGCCUGGGCGCCCCUCGUGCGCCGCAACACACCCUCCCAGCAGCCACAACAGCAGCAGCAGCAGCAGCAGCAGCAGCAGCAGACGCCCAGCCGGCGGCGUGAGGAGCUGCUCGCAGCCACCGGUGACGAGGCGCGCGGCCGCGCCGCGCUUGCCGCCGCCGCCGCGGCGGGCCAGACGCUGCCUGACGCAGUCCUUUGUGCGGACUGGCGGCUGGUGUGGGCGGGCGGCGAGGCGGGGGGCAGCAGCGGCAGCGGCGGCGGGGCUUCCGGCGGUGCGCCCGGUGCCGACGGCUUUUCAAUCUGGCGUGCGGUGGCGCCGGCCGGCUAUGCAGCCGUCAGCGACGUCGCAGUGGCAGGCCGGGACCCGCCGGGGCGGCCCGCGCGCGUCUACAAGCGCAGCGCUGCGCCGCCACCGGUGCGCCCCGCCCCCGCCCCCGGCAGCUUCCCACUGGCGGCGCUGGCACCGGACUCCGCAGCAACUGCCCCGGCCCUGCCGCUGCUGGCAGCACCGCUAGGCUACCUGCUCGUGUUCCGGUCCAGCGGGCCGCCGGCACUCACCAUCUGGCGGCCUGUGCCGCCGCCCGGGUACGCGGUGGCUGGGUGCGUGGCUUGGCCGGCGAUCGAGGAGCCGCCGCCAGGGCUGGUGGCGUGCGUGCGGGCAGACUGUGUGGCGCCGGUGUCGUUCUCGGGCGCGCGGUCGCCGAUUUGGAGCGGCGCGAGCCCGGAGCACCCCUCGUGGCGCUGUGCGCUUUGGCCGGUGGUGACGGAGGGUGGCGGCGGCGGCGACGGGUCGGGCGCCUUUGUGGCGAUACGCGGCGGCGACAACCAGCCGCUCACGCCGCCGCCGGGCCUGAUGCUACGGCUGCUGGUGUAGCUGCCUUUAAGAAAUGCGUGAUAACAAUUUGUUGUGAAUUGUAUGUGGUUUGAAUUUGAGCCUCGAUGGUUGACGUGAUCGGCCGGGCAGUUACUGCGCCGUGUGGUUUGUAGGAGCCAGUGCGGGAGAAAUGUACCGUAACACGCAAAAGAUGGCUUGUCAUUGUCACCGCCUCAGGACUCUGAACCGCUGUGAAGCAUGUGGACGAUUGUAAUUGUGGGCGGACGGUGCCAGCUGCGCUAUGCCGACUCCUCCGUGCUAGAGGUGCGCGGCAGCCAGGGGAGCAGCGGUACAGUAGCUGUUGUUGUGUGUGGUUACAAGGUGGUGAGCACGACGUGCAUUAAAAGCUGAUCGGCUAUGGUCGGAGCCGCCCUACCCCUGAUUACCUGCCGACCUUCGCAACCGUACAUUGGUCUCGAGCACUGCGCCACAAGUAGAAGCCAAGCCACAGCCCGCCCUGAUGCAAGGCAGGUAGCGAGGCUCCUGCGGCGCGCCAGGCACGCCGAGGGGAGUAGGAGGGUGGGAGGGAUGUCUGGGCGAGCCAUCCAGGGCAUC